Babjeviella inositovora NRRL Y-12698 is the source of this 1623-nucleotide messenger RNA. RefSeq lists its product as uncharacterized. NCBI's taxonomy places the organism in Eukaryota, Fungi, Ascomycota, Pichiomycetes, Serinales. The transcript has a single exon. Bases 1 to 1623 code for a protein of 540 amino acids. The record is from RefSeq and is a predicted model, not a curated record.
AUGGGUGACGUUUCUGUAAGCGAAGACACCCCAUUGUUGGUAUCCUUACCAGAGGCUUAUGAUGGGAGAAAUCCUGCCCGAGACUUGGAAGCUAACAAGCACUCAUCUAGAAAAUGGAGAUACAUAUGGGUGAUGGCAGUUGGACUAGUUCUGCUUUCCUUGCUUGUGGGAUUGAAUCUUCUCUUGAUGAUUCCAAAAGCCGAAGAAUUUGCCAACGAGGCGGUGAUAUUUGACCUCCAGGACAUUAAGCUUAUGGGCGUUUCCCCAAACGGAGUGGAAGUGGCGAUCAAGGGGAUGAGCACCAUCGACUACUCCCGUAUUAGCAACGCAUACUACAGGCACGUGCUUGGGAUGGGUGGUUCUCUCCUCCAUAAAUUGGAGAUCAGCAUUGCCGAAAUGGAAAUCCUGGUGCUGAACACCGAAACCCUUGAGGAAGCGACCCUCGGCUCUGUGUCAUUUGCCCCGUUCAACGUGGAAACGUCGGGGAACCGUGAGUCAGAAAUUGCUGUGCUCGCGAGCCUUAAGCCAGAUACACCUCUGGUUCUCCGAACGCUUAAAGGUUUGGUCCUGCACCCGUCCCAGCUGUACGAGCUCGUAGGAGGGUCCUCCGUAGGGCUCUACGCCUUGGGGGGCCGCUUGGGUCUUGGUCGGUUCCGAUUCUACUUGGCAGAGACUAUUCCUAGUAUGAAAUACGGUGCCGAAAACGUUUCUAUCGAGCAGUUCCAGGUAAUUGAGAACCCCGAAAGCCAGAGUUUCCAGGUAAACAUCGGCGCAUCGGUGGACAACCCCAUCGAUCGCCCGUUUCCAGAAUUCUCUCUUCCACACACGGCCUGGGAUGUUUAUAUCAACGAUUGCGAUAACUCGCCAACCAUUUCCCUUGUGAAUGUACUCACCCAGAAGGUGAAGUUGUCAUUCGGAGAGAAGGUUGCAGUGAAUGUGACCGCCUCCGUGGAAGACUUGCCCCCCGCGUUGAAUGAGGCAUGCACCGAUGACACCAGCCUGACCCCGCUUAACAAGUUUUUAAGCAAUGUGAUUAAGCACAAACAAAUUAACUUGUUGUUGAGAGCUGAUAAAAGUAACGUGUUCGGAGACUUGGAUAUCCCCAUCUCCUACGCCUUUCCCGAGGAUGGCAUUUUGCGCAAUCUUACGUCUUCGUUGUUGCACAACGUGACAAUGGAAAAUAUCGAGUUCAACUUCGACAAUGGCUUUGACAAACCGUUGAUCUCCGGAAAGGUGAAAGCGUUUGUCGCCCUUCCGGGGAACAUUAACGUCAGCUCUGUUUCGGUAUCCAGUAUCAGAGGGAUCGCCAAUUUGUUCUACCACGGAACCUUGUUCGGCAGAGUUCCGCUCCAGGAGUGGCAGACGUCCAGGUCUGAGUGGGCUAGCGAGGACGAAAAGUGGUUCUUGGUGGUGGAGACCGAUAUCGAUGAUGCCUUGCUUGAAAUUGUCAACGGUCUGUUAUUUGGCUCUUUGGCAAGCGAUAUCUUCACCAACGGUAAGGCAAAGGUGGAUAUCGAUGCAGUGGUGGAUGUUAUUGUAAAGACAAUGUUAGGCAGUUUGGAGAUCCACGGAAUCGAGGGCUCGGGCGACACCAUCAUCACCAGGGGCUUUUUCCGGGGGUAG